Molecule: messenger RNA, 708 nt
Organism: Geodia barretti
Lineage: Eukaryota; Metazoa; Porifera; Demospongiae; Tetractinellida; Geodiidae
Source: the annotation of a GenBank genome assembly
AUGAACAGCUUCCUUCAAAGCCACCGCAUCGUGGAUCUCAGCCAUACACUGGAACCCAACAUCCCUUGCUGGCCCGGUGAUCCGGUUACGGAAUUCGAGACCGUGGCCGAACUGGAAAGGGAUGGGUUCUUCCUGCGACGCUUUUCCAUGGGAGAGCACACGGGGACUCACCUAAACGUUGCGGCGGGUUUCCACGCCAAAGGCGCAACCAUUGACCAGUACCCGCCUUCCGCCUUUGUCGCCCCGGCUGUAGUGAUAGACGUGAGAGACGAGGCGGGGUCUAACCCGGAUUACAUGCUGCGGGUGGACAGACUUCUGGAGUGGGAGCGUCAGAAUGGGCCCGUGCCGCCGCGGAGUCUGGCCUUGCUCUAUACGGGCUGGCAGGAAAAGUGGGACGACCAGGAGGCUUACUUUGGCGCAGGUGAGGAUGGGGAAAUGCAUUUCCCGGGCUUUGACGCUCAGUCAUUGGGAGUACUGCUGACCCAGCGAGGCGUGGCCGGAAUUGGUAUUGACACUCACGGGGUGGAUGGAGGCCUGGACACAACCUUUUCAGCCAACCGCCGGGUGCUGGAACAACCCAGAAUCGUUUUGGAAAACCUCUGCAACCUGGACCAGUUGCCUCCCGUCGGCGCAACCUUGGUCAUUGGGGCGCUGCGCCUUCAGGGAGGCAGUGGGUCACCUGUAUCCGUAUUGGCAUUCCUGCCAUGA